Messenger RNA from Nicrophorus vespilloides, 2644 nucleotides. RefSeq names its product NADH-ubiquinone oxidoreductase 75 kDa subunit, mitochondrial (gene ND-75). NCBI's taxonomy places the organism in Eukaryota, Metazoa, Arthropoda, Insecta, Coleoptera, Silphidae. Bases 197 to 2383 code for a protein of 728 amino acids. Gene Ontology annotation, biological process: ATP synthesis coupled electron transport. The transcript has 7 exons. Gene Ontology annotation, cellular component: membrane. The record is from RefSeq and is a predicted model, not a curated record. Gene Ontology annotation, molecular function: iron-sulfur cluster binding; NADH dehydrogenase (ubiquinone) activity.
AAUUGGCCUGCAGGGCCGUCAAAUGUGUGGUAUUUUGACAUUUUAGAAGUCAAAAAAAAGUUGAAAAUAAAUAAGGUAAUUUUCAGUAUUAAGCGUAACAUAUUGCAGCAUUAUCGCCCGAAUAGAGUAUCUGCGCGAGACCUGGGAGCGUGCGGGAUCUCAGAACACCUUCGCCACUGACAACAUAAAUUGAGAGAUGUUGAGAUUAGGUAUUUCAAAAGUCCUCUCCGGGGCGAAGAUUCAGCAUGUGGCUGUUGUGUCAAGGGCAGCCAGUGACAUUGCCAAGAAGCCGGAGAAGAUUGAAGUUUUUAUUGAUGAUAAGUCAGUGAUGGUGGAGCCUGGCACCACUGUGCUGCAGGCUGCCGCUCAGAUAGGAGUGGAGAUCCCUAGGUUCUGUUACCACGAGAGAUUGGCAGUUGCUGGCAACUGCAGGAUGUGUCUUGUUGAAGUGGAGAAGUCGCCAAAACCGGUGGCAGCUUGCGCUAUGCCAGUCAUGAAAGGUUGGCGUAUUAAAACUGAUUCGGAAAUGACGAAGAGGGCCAGGGAGGGCGUAAUGGAAUUCCUAUUGGUCAACCAUCCGUUGGAUUGUCCCAUUUGCGAUCAGGGCGGCGAAUGCGAUUUGCAAGAUCAAUCGAUGGCCUUCGGCUCCGAUCGUUCCCGCUUCACCGAUAUCGACUUCUCCGGUAAACGCGCCGUCGAAGACAAAGAUAUUGGGCCGUUGAUCAAGACGAUCAUGACCCGCUGCAUCCAUUGCACCAGAUGUAUUAGGUUCGCUUCCGAGGUUGCCGGCGUCGACGAUCUCGGAACGACCGGCAGAGGUUCCGACAUGCAGAUCGGCACGUACGUCGAGAAGUUCUUCAUGUCGGAGAUGUCCGGAAACGUUAUCGACUUGUGUCCGGUCGGCGCGUUGACGAGCAAACCGUACAGUUUUACCGCGAGACCAUGGGAAAUCCGCAAAGUCGACUCGAUCGACGUCCUCGACGCCGUAGGCUCCAACAUCGUCGUCUCCACUAGGACCGGAGAGGUGUUAAGGAUUCUGCCCAGGACCAACGAGGAAAUCAACGAGGAAUGGUUGUCCGAUAAAUCCAGAUUCGCCUACGACGCGUUGAAGAGGCAAAGGUUGGUUACGCCGAUGGUGAAAGGUUGUGACGGACAAUUGAAACCUGUCGACUGGGAAGCCGCCCUCCUCACAGUAGCUAAAGCCAUGAAUCAAGCAGGUAACAAAAUUGGAGCUAUCGCUGGUGGAUUGACCGACGCUGAAGCUUUAGUCAGUCUGAAAGACCUUCUGAACCGUUUGGGCUCUGAAAACCUCUGCACCGAGCACACCUUCCCCAUGGACGGAUGCGCCACCGACCUCAGAUCUACCUACCUGCUGAACAACAAGAUCGCGCCUGUUGAAGAAGCUGAUUUCAUCCUGCUCGUUGGAGCCAAUCCUCGUUUGGAAGCACCUCUGCUCAACUCUAGAAUCCGCAAGGGAUACAUCCAUAACGAAACCGAUAUUGCCGUGUUGGGACCCAAGACCGACAUGCGUUACGAUUACGAACAUUUGGGCGAAGAUCCAAGCGCUCUGAAUCAAAUUGCGUCCGGCUCUCAUCCUCUAGCAGCUAAAUUGAAGAAAGCCAAGAAACCGUUGAUCAUCGUAGGAGCCGACGCUAUGGCUCGCGCCGAUGGUGGGGCUAUUCGCACCGCUGCGAUGAAGCUGUCGCAGGAACUCCAGAGUAAUAUCGUGGAUGGGGAAUGGAAAGUCUUGAAUAUCCUACACAAAGUCGCCGGACAGGUGGCCGCUUUGGAUUUGGGAUACAGCGCUGGCGUGGAGAAGAUCAGGAACGCCGACGGUAUCAAAGUGCUCUUCCUCUUGGGAGCCGACGAAGGCACCAUCAGCAGAGACGAUCUCCCCAAGGAUUGCUUCGUGGUCUACCAAGGUCACCAUGGUGAUCACGGCGCUAGCAUCGCCGACGCCAUACUCCCCGGUGCCGCCUACACUGAAAAGCAGGCCACCUACGUGAACACAGAGGGUAGGGCGCAGCAGACCCUAGUCGCCGUCACUCCUCCGGGUCAAGCCAAGGAGGACUGGAAGAUCAUCCGUGCUCUGUCCGAGAUCCUCGGCUCGAAGUUGCCGUACGAUAACUUGGAUCAGGUCAGGUACAGGUUGGAGGAGGUCGCGCCUCAUUUAACCCGUUACGGCGCCGCCGAAAACGCAAACUACUUCAAGCAGGCCUUAGCCAUAUCCACUAUGGCUAAAGGCAACAUCAGCAAUUCACCGUUGGACGUGAAACAGAAGAAAUUGGAGGACUUCUUCAUGACGGACGCCAUCAGUCGGGCGAGUCCCACGAUGGCCAAGUGCGUGGCCGCCGUCAAGAAACAUAUGGAAUCCAAAUAUUAACAACAUCAUCAUCAACAACAAAAAAAAUAAACGUUAAAUGCAAUUUGUUUUUUUUAAAUGUAUUAAUUUAUUGAGUUCCUAGGACUCGAUGGUUACGCUAAGAGAGAAAGAAAAAAAAACCAAUAGUCGUGAUAUGUACAAAAGAAAACAAUAUAUGCAAUUGUUUAGCGACUUUUCACAGUUUCCAAGUAUUUCCUUUCAUGAUUCUGUUGGAGUUUUUUUUUUAGAUUUAUUGUAAAUAAUAAAUAAAUUAAGAGCGUC